AUGUCGUCAAUAAAAGAUCAGCAAAUCGUUUCGUCGACAGACUCGUCUCGUAAAAGGCAUCGCGACGAACGGCGACAAGACCCAGAAGUGGCCAAGCUGCGCCGCAACCUCGAUGCAAUCAGCUCCAAAGUGCACGACGCUAUCAGCUCGGCACCCGAGAUCGCCAAAGUCCUCGCCGAGACGAAAAGAAGUCCCUUCACUCGUCGUAUCGCCGCGAUACCUCUAAGGGAUCAAACGGCUCUCCGUCUUCAGUUCUACAACAAGGGUGACGAUCCUCGAGGCUGGCUAAGAAACUUCGAGAUCGUUAUGAAAAGGCAAAAAUAUGCCUCCCAUGAAGAACAAGACGCAAAUUACUGCCAAGUGUUCAUCGAGCAUAUGAACAAAGAUGCGACGAGCUGGUUUUCAAAUCUUCCCGCCGAGACCAUCGACAGCUUCGACGACCUCAGCACGGCAUUCAUGAAACAUUUUGGCAUGUUUAUGUCGAAAGGCAGCACCAAUCUUUUCACUAUGGCACAGGGAAAAGAUGAGCCUCUUCGCGAGUUCGUCGAGAGAUUCAAAACAGCAGCAGCAGAGCACUCAGACAUCCCUGACGCGAUAGGAAUCAAAGCUUUCGAAAACGGGCUUUGGUUCGAAUCAAAGUUGAAAGAGAGUCUGAUGCUCGACGAACCCGCAACCCUCCAGGACGCUUUGCACAGUCCCAAAAAUACGUCUGCGUCGAAGAAAGCAAGGCGCACCACUCAAAGAUUCAUGGAAUGA
Messenger RNA from Microthlaspi erraticum, 756 nucleotides. Lineage: Eukaryota; Viridiplantae; Streptophyta; Magnoliopsida; Brassicales; Brassicaceae. The record is from the annotation of a GenBank genome assembly.